AUGGCGUCUCGCAAGGAAGCAGCCGCCACCGGCGCCUCUGCCGCAGCCGCUAGUAAAGCGAAAGCCAAAGCAGCCCCUGGCGAUUCCGCCGUGAAGCAAGUCCAGAUUGACGGGCUGGUGGUUCUGAAGAUCAUCAAACAUUAUCAAGAAGAAGGCCAAGGAAAUGAAGUGGUCCAGGGUGUCCUGCUGGGGCUCGUGGUGGACGACAGGCUCGAGAUCACCAACUGCUUUCCAUUCCCUCAGCAUACGGAGGACGAUGCCGACUUCGAUGAAGUCCAGUAUCAGAUGGAGAUGAUGAGGAGCCUUCGCCACGUCAACAUCGACCACCUCCACGUCGGCUGGUACCAGUCCACCUACUACGGCUCGUUUGUCACCCGCGCCCUCCUGGACUCCCAGUUCAGCUACCAGCACGCCAUCGAGGAGUCUGUCGUUCUCAUUUACGAUCCGAUAAAAACUGCCCAAGGAUAUCUUUCACUCAAAGCGUACAGAUUGACACCUAAACUGAUGGACGUUUGCAAAGAGAAAGACUUCUCUCCCGAAGCGUUAAAAAAAGCGAACAUUGCCUUUGAAAGCAUGUUUGAGGAAGUCCCUGUCAUCAUCAAGAAUUCCUACCUGAUCAACGUUCUUCUUUGGGAGCUCCAAAAGAAGUCAGCGGUAGCAGACAGGCAUGAGUUGCUUAGCCUUGCAAGCAAUAAUCAUCUUGGGAAAAGCCUGCAGCUCUUGAUGGACCGAGUGGAUGAGAUGAGCCAGGAUAUCGUCAAAUACAACACCUAUCUGCGGAACUCCAGCAAACAGCAGCAGCAGAAACAUCAGUAUCAGCAGAGGCGUCAACAAGAGAACUUGCAGCGUCAAAGCAGAGGAGAGGCCCCUCUCCCUGAAGAGGACUUGACUAAAUUGUUCAAACCGCCCCAGCCUCCUCCCAGGAUGGAAUCGCUGUUGAUUGCAGGUCAAAUUAACACUUAUGCCCAGAACAUCAAGGAGUUUACUGCGCAGAACCUGGGCAAGCUCUUCAUGGCUCAGGCACUUCAGGAGCACAAUAACUAGAUGGGAAAUGAAGCGCUCGCCAUCUCCUGCCCAAGAUGGAGGGGCUCAGGAUCUCAGCUCGUU
Messenger RNA from Euleptes europaea (tarantolino), 1107 nucleotides. RefSeq names its product eukaryotic translation initiation factor 3 subunit H (gene EIF3H). Bases 1 to 1044 code for a protein of 347 amino acids. Gene Ontology annotation, cellular component: cytosol; cytoplasm; eukaryotic translation initiation factor 3 complex. The transcript has 8 exons. The record is from RefSeq and is a predicted model, not a curated record. Lineage: Eukaryota; Metazoa; Chordata; Lepidosauria; Squamata; Sphaerodactylidae. Gene Ontology annotation, molecular function: metallopeptidase activity; translation initiation factor activity; protein binding.